UCAAAGACCGGCGAUUAAAAAAAAAAACGAAACAUGAAAGAGAAAUGGUACAAAUCGGGACUCUUCUGUUUAUUGAUGUCACUUGUGGUCUUAAAUAUUGGAGCAGACGAGACUCCAAGUGCGGAACAGAACCCAACAAAAAUUGAGUGUGACGAAACAUGUGGUAGUGGAAAUCAGACCCUAUUUGACAACUGCACAUGUGGUUGUGAAGAAGGAUAUGAAAAAGAUGAUCAAGAUUUUAAUUGCGUAAAAAGUGUUUGUGCACCUGAAUGCCCUUCCAUGGAGGGAGUGAAAUGUCAACGGAAUGAAUGCGUUUGUAAAACAGGAUAUUUGAAUGUGAAUGGGAAGCCUGGAGCCCCUAACUGCGUUUUGAAUACAACAACACAGUUUACCGAACAAAGCACAAAUGUAACAUUACCACAUACUCCCACAACUCAAAACUCAACGGCAACGAAGGCAACCUCACUUACCCCAACCAGUCAAGGCACUCUAACAAUACAUCUAAACAUAACCACCAUCACCCAGGAUUCGAAUCCUGUGAAAAAGCCUGACGAACAAAAAUAUGUAAUGGGUAAAUGGGCCAUCACCGGAAUUAUCGUACUUGUAGCUUGUCUGGUUGGAGCUUUAGUAUAUGUGUGCUAUAAGAACAGACAUCGGGGAUCUCUUAGAAUCGCCACAUCAACUACAUUAUAAGUUAUCUUCUAACUUAUCUCGGAGAUACUUCCAAUAAAUUCAAAUAAUGAAAUAAAUUUCACUUCAUUUAUUAGUUUAGAUGGUUUAAAAGAAAUACAAUAGAGUAAAAAAAUCUCGCAUAUAAUAGUUAUACAUAUUAUCGAUCAAACUCACCGAUUCAUUCUCAUAACCAGUAUUUCUAUAAAUUGUUACGAUGUUAAUCAUUUAUAUGCAACGGAAUUCGUGUACAUUGUAUUUAUAAAGAUUAAGAUUCAUAUACCACCACAAUUGCAAAACAAUAUAAAUAGCGAGACCAUUUGCCUAUUCAUCUCAGUACUGUGAAAGACUUUUUCGAAGAUCGGCGAAUAAAAAAAAAUUAAAA
Messenger RNA from Drosophila nasuta, 1054 nucleotides. RefSeq lists its product as uncharacterized. Bases 34 to 693 code for a protein of 219 amino acids. The record is from RefSeq and is a predicted model, not a curated record. The transcript is spliced from 2 exons. NCBI's taxonomy places the organism in Eukaryota, Metazoa, Arthropoda, Insecta, Diptera, Drosophilidae.